AUGGUCAACUUUACCGUUGAUGAGGUCCGUGCCCUCAUGGACUACCCCGAACAGAUCCGCAACAUGUCUGUGAUUGCGCACGUGGACCACGGUAAGUCGACGCUUUCUGACUCUCUUGUUGGGGCCGCCGGUAUUAUCAAGAUGGAGGACGCUGGCGACAAGCGCAUCAUGGACACCCGUGCCGACGAGAUUGCGCGUGGUAUCACGAUCAAGUCAACCGCCAUUUCUAUGCACUACCACGUGCCGCCGGAGAUGAUCAGCGAUCUCGCCGACGACAAGCGUGACUUUUUGAUCAACCUGAUCGACUCUCCCGGACACGUGGACUUCAGCUCCGAGGUGACGGCCGCGCUUCGCGUGACCGACGGUGCCCUCGUUGUUGUUGACUGCGUGGAAGGUGUAUGUGUGCAGACCGAGACAGUGCUGCGGCAGGCAUUGACGGAACGUAUUCGCCCUGUUGUGUUCAUCAAUAAGGUGGACCGCGCCAUCCUUGAGCUGCAGCUCGACCCGGAGGAGGCGUACCAGGGCUUCGUAAAGACGCUUCAGAACGUGAAUGUUGUGAUUUCUACCUACAACGACCCUGUGAUGGGCGACGUGCAGGUGUACCCCGAGAAGGGCACUGUCGCGAUCGGCUCUGGCCUGCAGGCGUGGGCCUUCUCUGUCACGCGCUUCGCCAGAAUGUAUGCAGCGAAGUUUGGUGUCGACGAGGCGAAGAUGUGCGAGCGUCUGUGGGGCGACAACUUCUUUGACGCGAAGAACAAGAAGUGGAUCAAGAGUGAGACAAACGCCGCUGGGGAGCGCGUGCGCCGCGCCUUCUGCCAGUUUUGCCUUGACCCCAUCUACCAGAUCUUUGACGCCGUGAUGACGGAGAAGCAGGAGAAGGUGGAAAAGAUGCUGAAGUCGCUGAACAUCAACCUGACGGUGGAUGAGCGCGAGCAGGUGCCUAAGAAACUUCUGAAGUCGAUCAUGAUGAAGUUCCUGCCCGCUGCGGAGACGCUGCUGCAGAUGAUUGUUGCCCACCUGCCCUCGCCCAAGAAGGCGCAGCAAUAUCGCGCGGAGAUGCUGUACUCUGGGGAAGCUAGCGCGGACGACAAGUACUACGUUGGCAUCAGGAACUGUGACCCUGCGGCGCCGCUGAUGCUGUAUAUCAGCAAGAUGGUGCCGACGGCGGAUCGCGGCCGCUUCUUUGCGUUCGGUCGCAUCUUUGCUGGUAAGGUGCGCAGUGGGCAGAAGGUACGUAUCAUGGGCAACAACUACAUCUUUGGCAAGAAGCAAGACUUGUACGAGGACAAGCCGGUGCAGCGCACGGUACUGAUGAUGGGCCGCUACCAGGAGGCAGUGGAGGACAUGCCGUGUGGCAACGUUGUUGGCCUGGUGGGCGUUGAUAAGUACAUUGUGAAGUCCGCCACCAUCACGGACGACGGUGAGAGCCCUCACCCGCUGCGUGACAUGAAGUACUCCGUGUCGCCCGUUGUGCGCGUUGCGGUGGAGGCGAAGAACCCAUCCGAUCUGCCGAAGCUUGUGGAGGGUCUUAAGCGUCUUGCGAAGUCGGACCCUCUCGUCGUGUGUACAAUUGAGGAGAGUGGUGAGCACAUCGUCGCUGGUGCCGGCGAGCUGCACCUGGAGAUCUGCCUCAAGGAUCUGCAGGAGGACUUCAUGAACGGCGCCCCGCUGAAGGUGUCGGAGCCUGUUGUGUCCUUCCGUGAAACAGUGACGGACGUGUCGUCGAUCCAGUGUCUUUCCAAGUCCGCGAACAAGCACAACCGUUUGUUCUGCCGCGGUGCCCCACUGACGGAGGAGCUGUGCGUUGAGAUGCAGGAUGGUUUGAACGCAGGCUCGGAGGCGGACCCAAAGACGCGUGCCCGCUUUCUUGCAGACAAGUUUGGCUGGGACGUGGCGGAGGCACGCAAGAUCUGGUGCUAUGGCCCUGAUAACCGCGGCCCCAACGUUGUUGUGGACGUGACGAAGGGUGUACAGAACAUGUCGGAGAUGAAGGACUCGUUUGUUGCGGCGUGGCAGUGGGCGACACGCGAGGGCGUGUUGUGCGACGAGAACAUGCGUGGUGUGCGCAUCAACGUGGAGGACGUGACGAUGCACGCAGACGCCAUCCAUCGUGGUGGUGGCCAAAUCAUCCCUACUGCCCGCCGCGUGUUCUAUGCGUGCUGCCUGACUGCCUCACCCCGCCUAAUGGAACCGAUGUUUCAGGUCGAUAUCCAGACGGUGGAGCACGCGAUGGGCGGCAUCUACGGUGUGCUGACGCGCCGCCGCGGUGUCAUCAUUGGCGAGGAAAACCGCCCCGGCACACCUAUUUACAACGUCAGGGCGUACCUCCCUGUUGCGGAGUCGUUCGGCUUUACCGCUGACCUCCGUGCCGGGACGGGCGGCCAAGCGUUCCCGCAGUGUGUGUUCGACCACUGGCAGCAGUACCCGGGCGACCCGCUGGAGCCGAAGUCGCAGGCCAACACCCUGACGCUCAACGUGCGCCAGCGCAAGGGUCUGAAGCCGGAUAUUCCGCCGCUGGACACCUUCCUCGACAAGCUAUAG
Messenger RNA from Trypanosoma rangeli, 2541 nucleotides. Its product is annotated as elongation factor 2. The coding region runs from base 1 to 2541 and encodes 846 amino acids. NCBI's taxonomy places the organism in Eukaryota, Euglenozoa, Kinetoplastea, Trypanosomatida, Trypanosomatidae. The transcript has a single exon. Gene Ontology annotation, cellular component: cytosol; ribonucleoprotein complex. The record is from RefSeq and is a predicted model, not a curated record. Gene Ontology annotation, biological process: translational elongation. Gene Ontology annotation, molecular function: ribosome binding; GTPase activity; GTP binding.